GUCGCACACUGCAGAGGUUGUAACCCUUUAACACAUCAGUGGUAAAACAAACUACUACUGACUGAUUCCCAGCACCCUCUCCCACACAGUGCCCUUCUGCUGCCAGAGAAGCACCCACCUCCAGUUGCCAGCUGUGCCUUCCUGGAGAGGCUGAGCAGCAGAUCUCCUCAGCCAGAAGUCUGAAGUAUUGAUCGAAAAAUGCAGAACUUCAAGUGAUGAACCAGCAAGUGAUGGAAGUUAGCUGUACAGUCCAGGACAACUCUUGAAAAUGUAUAGAUGUGCCACGUGGAGCUGUCCUGAACUGUUCUUCUUGUUGAUAUACCUCACAUAUCUGCAGCUAUUUCAAAGCUUGGCCUUCCCUAGCGCCCCUGACUAUCUACAACGCGGAUGGCAGAGGUUACUAGAAGAAGGAGAGAGCUGCAUUGACUGUAGGCCAGAAGAAUGUCCUACUCCGAGAGGAUGUCUUGCUGGAGUCGUACGGGACCCUUGCGAUUGCUGCUUGGAAUGUGCCAAUUUAGAAGGACAGAUAUGUGAUUUGGACAACACUAACCACUUCUAUGGCAAAUGUGGAGAUAACCUGGAAUGCCAAUUGGAUAUGGGGGACCUGAGCCACGGGGAGGUGCCAGAACCUCAAUGUAUCUGCUUGUCUAACACAGCUGUGUGUGGAUCUGAUGGCAAGACCUAUCCCCAGCUGUGCAAAUUUAAGGAAAAGGCCAUUGCACAGCCAGAGAGAAAUCUUACAAUUGUCCAUGAGGGGCCAUGUGAAUCAGCGCCUCAGAUCCUCACUCCACCGUAUGACAUCUGGAAUAUUACCGGGAAGGACGCUAUUUUUGGCUGUGAAGUCUUUGCCUAUCCCAUGGCAUCUAUAGAAUGGAAGAAGGAAGGGUCAGAGCUGCUUCUCCCAGGGGAUGAUCCACAUAUCUCUGUACAGUUCAGAGGAGGCCCCCAGAAGUAUGAAGUGACUGGAUGGCUUCAGAUACAAUCAGUCCGUGUCACAGAUGAGGGAAUUUAUCGUUGCUUUGCCAAGAACAAGAUUGGUCAAGUUGUGGCAGGAGCCACCCUCACCGUGAUUACGCCAGAUCAACUGAACAUGACUGGACUGACUCUGCCAAAAUUACGAAACCAGUUACAAGAAGAAGAUGCUGACGGUGAGGAUUCGGAUUAUUACUAAGUACCAUAGACACAGUAAUCUACUAUGAACGAGAAAUCCCAUCCUUACGAGAGAAGGAAUCCAUGUUUGAUGUGACAAGGGACAAACUGAAAGCACUUUACGUUUCUCAACCCACCCUUGAAAGAUUUUGUAGAAUACUGUUAUUCCUCAUAAGAUUUUUGAAGACAGUUUAAUUUUUUUCAGUAUUAAAAUGAUUUUUUUUUAUAUAAUGAAAAUGGAAUGGACACUUUUUAUCUGCAAUUUGUACAUACAGAUUACGAGAAGAAAUGAAACUUUUUUAUUGUCUAUGUCGAUAUAUUGUUUGUAAUGACCAUUAUAUAUUAUUUACAGCCAAC
Molecule: messenger RNA, 1506 nt
Organism: Bufo gargarizans (Asiatic toad)
Lineage: Eukaryota; Metazoa; Chordata; Amphibia; Anura; Bufonidae
Gene: KAZALD1
Product: Kazal type serine peptidase inhibitor domain 1
Exons: 5
Coding region: 269-1171 (300 amino acids)
Biological process (GO): regulation of signal transduction; regulation of cell growth
Cellular component (GO): extracellular region
Molecular function (GO): insulin-like growth factor binding
Source: RefSeq, a predicted model, not a curated record